Sturnus vulgaris (Common starling) is the source of this 1016-nucleotide messenger RNA. RefSeq names its product NSE4A component of SMC5/6 complex (gene NSMCE4A). Gene Ontology annotation, biological process: DNA repair. Gene Ontology annotation, cellular component: nucleus; Smc5-Smc6 complex. NCBI's taxonomy places the organism in Eukaryota, Metazoa, Chordata, Aves, Passeriformes, Sturnidae. The record is from RefSeq and is a predicted model, not a curated record.
GGCGGCGGGCGAGAGGCUCCGGCAGCUGAACAUCGACGAGGGCGACGACAGGGAGCAUAACAGGAUGAUCCGCAGCCAGUAUCGGGAGCUGAUCUCCACCGUGCAGCAAAAUCGAGAGGCUAUGCUGAAUUCAAGAAGCAACAAACUGACAGAAGCUUUGGAAGAAGCCAAUAGACUUUUUGAUGGAGUUUGCCGUGCACGUGAGGCCGCACUGGAUGCCCAGUUUCUUGUUAUAGCAUCCAAUAUAGGAAAGGAGAAGGCCAAUGAGUUACACUCAGAAAUGUCAGCAUUUGAUUCAACAGCAUUUGCAGAAGACUUGCUGACCUUUAUGGGUAUAAAUCGCACAGAAAUAGAAGAAAAUGAUGACUCUGAGGAUGCCUCAGGUGUUUUUUUACCUAGUGAUGCCUGGAAGACAAUGGGAGAAGAAGCACCCAAGUACUUCAGAAGAGCACCUACUUUUCACUACAUGAUGGGAUCUUUCAAGUCUGAGCCUCCUGUACCAAAGCAGCGGAUUGAGAGGCAGAAGAAAGCUAACAGAGGAAAAGCAGAACGGGCAAUGCCUGCUCAGUUAAAAAAAAUGGAGGAAUCUCAUCAAGAAGCUACAGAAAAAGAAGUAGAGAGGAUCUUGGGAAUACUGCAGACUCAUUUUGAAAAUGAUCCUAAUACACCCAUUUCCUUCUUUGAUUUUGUGAUUGAUCCGAACUCGUUUGCACGCACUGUGGAAAACAUGUUUCAUGUGUCCUUCCUUAUCAGGGAUGGUCUUGCAAAAAUAAAGAUGGAUGAAGAUGAAUUGCCAAUAAUAGAGCCUCUAAAACCCAGUGGAGGAGAGGAGGACAGCAGAGCUGGAGCACGGAACCAGGUGGUCUUAAGUCUGGACCAGAAAGAAUGGCAGGAGAUCAUAGAAACAUUUCAGAUAAGAGAAGCCAUGAUUACCCCUCUCUCUCAGGGCACUGAAGAGGACAUGGAAACAGAGUAACUACUCAAGUGCCUUAAAGAAAAUACUUCAAAACAUUUGU